Racocetra persica is the source of this 294-nucleotide messenger RNA. The record is from the annotation of a GenBank genome assembly. Lineage: Eukaryota; Fungi; Glomeromycota; Glomeromycetes; Diversisporales; Gigasporaceae.
AUGCACCCAAAUGUUCAUGAUGUUCGUGAUCCACUCAGGAUCGACCUUGCUAGCAUGAACAGUCCCUUUGCAUUUGGAUUAAUGAACCGUCAAAAUAAGACCAUGGAUUAUUUCAUUGAUGCUCUACACAAAAAGCAAUCAAUGGGAAAGAACAUUCCUAAUAUUGAAUUCGGCACCGAACUAAUAAAGUACGAAGAUAAGGGUGAUCAUGUCAUCGCUAUUGUAAAAAAGCACAAUGUGGAAGAAGAAAUUAUAUGUAAAUAUUUAGUAGGAUGUGAUGGUUGUCAUUCUGCC